Molecule: messenger RNA, 867 nt
Organism: Candidula unifasciata
Lineage: Eukaryota; Metazoa; Mollusca; Gastropoda; Stylommatophora; Geomitridae
Source: the annotation of a GenBank genome assembly
AUGGAGAAUUUUACAGAUCCCGUGUUUUCCUCUGAUCAUUUACUUAACUACUUGCCGGAAAACCCAAUAAAAGAAUAUUUUGCAAAUGCUUGGAUUUAUAUGACAAAGAACUACACAAAGUUUCAAAUUGCAACAUGGGGAUCACUGAUCGUGCACGAGUUGGUUUACUUUGCUGCUUGUGCGCCAGGAAUAAUCUUCCAGUUUUUACCAUUCAUGAAACGAUUCAAACUACAACCAAACCGACCGGAGACAUUUGACGGACAGUGGAAAUGCUUUAGGCUCCUCAUGUUCAAUCACUUUUGUAUACAGUUGCCCCUUAUUGCUGGAACCUACUUGUUCACAGAAUUUUUCCAGAUCCCUUAUGGGUGGGAUGAGAUGCCACCAUGGUAUAACAUAGCCCUGCGAGUGUUUGGCUGUGCUGUGAUAGAAGACACCUGGCACUACUUCCUGCACUGGGCCCUGCAUGACAAGAGGGUCUACAAGCACAUCCACAAAGUCCAUCACCACUUUCAGGCUCCUUUUGGCAUGACUGCAGAGUACGCUCAUCCUGCAGAAACAUUAAUCCUGGGUAUGGGCUUCUUCAUCGGCAUCCUGCUACUGGCCAACCACGUGAUUCUGCUGUGGGCUUGGGUGACUGUCAGACUUCUGGAGACCAUCGAUGUUCACAGUGGAUACGAUGUUCCCUACCUGAAUGUGUUUCAUCUGUUCCCUUUCUAUGGAGGUGCUAGGUUCCACGAUUUCCACCACUUAAACUUCACCGGGAACUAUGCCUCAACUUUCACCUGGUGGGACAAGAUCUUUGGUACAGACAAGCAGUUCAAAGAGCAUUACGCAAAACUGGAAGACAAAAAGAGCAAAUCACAGUGA